AUUAACUCUGAUAAGUAAGCAGUUCAGUUCGACGAGAUUUAAAUCCGAUGUACAGGAAUAGAAAGAGUCCUGUUCUACAACUGCAUGGGAAGAUGUUGUUCUUGAUGUUCUACAACUUCGGUGAACUGUGAGGCAUGAGAAGUCGGUGCAUCGAGAGGCCUGUUUGCUGUCGAAGACGAUGAGAGAGCUCCACAAGGCGCCGGUUAUGCUUGUCAAUCUACAACAACGCCUGAUAGUACCUGAGUCUGUCUGAGGCAAAUUAAUAAAUUGGCACUCUGUCGUUUUUUUGUGCGCUAAAGAACGAGUCUGCUGAUAUGAAGAGCGACGUGAGUGUCCGUUUUUUUCAAAAAAAAACAUCAAUCGGUCAUCAACAUCUAAAAAAUCUAAAUCUCCAGAAAUGUGUGUUGUUUUUUCUUUUUUUGCGCAAACGACGACUCUUCUUUGUUUUGGAAUGAUAUCCCAAGUAACUUAUGGUGAACGGAGCUUGCAUUGAUUCCCGCCAGUUCGGCGGCCAGUCUUAAUAGUGUACUAGCUUCUGUUUUAGUACUUCAUCAUCUACUUCUACUUCAUCUGAUGUAGUGUAGAUCAUGUAGUUUGUGAUUCACAAGUGGUUGUAAGGCUAAUCUAUCGCUAUCAUCACACCAGACCACGACAUCAUAUCAUAUUCCCAAAAUUCCAAAUUAAAACGCAGACUCUAGGAAUCGGCUCUUAGACUCUUCAGAGUCGCCAACGGCCCUUAUAAAGCUUCGCAAAAGCUAGACCUAAUCUCUAAAUCUGAAAUAAGUAGAAAACAACAUAUUAUUUAGAAGUAAAAAUCGUAAUAAAAGGAGGAUAGAGAGGAUAAUUAACGAUAAAGAAUAGAGCAAAUUAACGAUCAUAACGAUACAACUAGAGGGAAUAGUUAGUACUAAGUAAGUCGCCAAAAAGAAAAGCUAGAUAGCAUUAUAGCUAGUGCAUCUUCUACAUCUAGACCAAAAAAAUACACACGACGACCUCGUCAUCGUCUCCGUAUCUGGUCUUCUUGCCACGAGCAGAAGCAACAUCUUCUACAUCUAGACCAAAAAAAAAUACGAUGUUGGACGCUCGCGAAGAGGUGAUCAUCAGCGGUCUGCUGAAAGCUGCCGCGGAUGGCGAAGCUGAAAUCGAUUUCAUCCGUGCUCGUAUGUGCGAGGACCCAGACUUCGAACCUUACUUAUGGCUUCGCAAAAGCUAGACGUAAUCUCUAAAUCUAAAAUAAGAAAACAACCUAUUAUUUAGAAGUAAAAAUAAAAAUUCAUAAUUCAUCUCCUCCAGAGUCAUCUGGAAGUAGAGAAAGAAGACAUCACGAACACGAGGAAAAUCAUGGCACCUCCACCCAGAUGAUCUUCAUCCCCGAGUAGAAGAUGAAUCUUCCCCUACAAGUACACCUCUAACUUACACUGCAUUCAAGGCCAUGCAGAUGCGUCCGAUGACCUCUGGAGUCUUAACCCCGAAGGACAUCAUCAUCUGGCUCAACCGUCAGUAUUACAAGACGUCGAUGCUGCGCGAAUCCGACGUGGCGAAAGUGAUCGACCACUAUUCGAUGGGAGAAGGAGUUAUGCGGUAAGAAGUUGAUCUGUGGUUACUGCCACAUUUGGAGUUAUGCGGUAAGAAUUUGAUCUGUAGUUACUGCCACAUUUAGAUUUAGAAUGUCGAUGUCCUAAAAAGAAGGUGAAAACUGGCACUAUGUAAAUGUACGUCUAGUUUUUCGUUCCUCAUAUCAGUAUCACUGCAAAACUCCUACAACUACAGGUACGAGCACUUCCUGAAGCUGGUCCUCCCUCGUGAGGACAAGCGUGUUCGCUCCCUGGUCAUGUGUCGUCGCGGUUCCUCUAUGUUGGAGCGCGAAAUGGGUCGCGACGGUGGCUACCACUUCGUGCGCCUGUUGGAGCAGGAAACUGCUUUGUAUGACGAGCUAACCCUCCGUCGCAAGCGCCUCCUCGAGUACGAAUGGCGUGAGGACCGUAACAACAUUGCUCAGCGUGGGUUCGCGUGGUUGCAAUCGAUGUCGACGGCACCGGGAGUGACACACGUGUCGGUCUUGGGUGUCUGCAGACUGCUGUGUGAUGUGAAGGAAAUUUUGACGAUCGGACAAGUGGAACAGCUGUUCCAUAGGGUCAAUUUGAGUGGUACUCGUCCUCUGCUUAGUUCUUUUAUGCUAUUCAUCGCUUUCCUUUGACUUUGAUACUGGUAGUUGUAAUCUUAGAACAAGAUGAUGGUAUCUACAGUACAACCAAGAUUUCUAAAUAUCUAAACCAGUACAACUAUAUCAAGUCAACCACGACAAUGAUCUUUAUCAUCCUCAUAUCUAAAUAAUCCUAGACAUCAAACAGAUAAUCUACUUAUCAAAUCUUGUUAGAGUCUAUCUUUAGUCCCACCCUCUGCCCAUUGUCUAAAACAACAACAUUUACUCCCACAACCACCACCAGGCACCGACAUGCUAUCCUACGCUGAGUUCGAGAAGUUCCUACAUUUACUCCCAUUUCCACCACCACCAGGCACCGACAUGCUAUCCUACGCUGAGUUCGAGAAGUUCCUGUCCUCCAAGGAGGCGGACGCUUACCUCAACGAGUUGUACAUCCGCAAUUUUUCGACGAUGUGCCCUGGCUGUGGCUCCAUGUGCCAGCGUGAUGGAGGCGCCUGCCCCAACAUCACCUGCCCAUUCUGCCGGACGACCUUCAAAUGCCACACCAACUCCGAGGAAGCGGAUCGAUUGAGUCCGAGAGGUACCGAUUGAUAACAUUGAUGUGGGUGCUUUUGGUCUGUACAACCUGUUGCGCUUUCGUUUUUGAUUGUGUGCAUCAAUUUAUAGCUGGUCGUAGCAGUUGUUGUUGUUAGAAUGCUUGUUCUAAUUCGAUUCGAAAAUAUGUUACAUUCAUCACUCUCCCUCAUCAAUAUGGAUAUUCUCUCCCUCCAAAACCAGGUUUCAAAUCCGUCACUGGCUUCGCUGCUCCAAGUCGUCCGAUGAGCGCUCGCCAGAGUCCAACCAUGACGUCCCGUUCCAUGGCACCACAGUCUCCGCGUGCUUCUCUCUCUCCACGCACACCAGGCCAGACGAUGAAGAACAACCGCAGCAUGAUGUCCACCACUGUUGGCAACGACUCUUCCUUCAACGGCAACGAUUCAUCCUUCAUGUCGUCUCCCCGCAUGACGAAUCUCGCUGGUGGCUAUUCCUCCGUCCUCGACGAGGAGCGAAGCAUGAGCCGAGUCAUGUCUCCACGCAUGUCCAAGACCACGACUUUUGUGGAUAUUAACGUGGACAACAUGGGCUUCAAGGAAAGCGAACUGUUGACCCAUCGUCGCCAGAAGCACCACUUGACCAAGGUCGCGGACACUCUGUGCAAGAUGAUGGAUACCGACGUGAUGCUAGAAUCCGAGAAGGAGCAGAUCUGGCAAGCAGGCGUGAACCUGGAAGCAGCGUUCAAGUGGUUUGACCGAUAUGGAAAGGGGUAAUACAAGUUGCUUUUGUUUCCUUUGCAGCUUUUUCCUCUUUUAUAUAUUUAGUUAUAUCUUCUUUUACUUACUUAGACGUUAUUAAUAUAUUGCGUAAAACAGGGCGGUGCCAUUGUACUCAUAAAUGAUCCUAAGAUAUUAACACUCUACUACUCACUCAGUCACAGGGACCAACACUAACACACUUUCUCAUUCUCUCUCACUAUCCUCCUCCCCUCCAACAACACCAGGUACAUCGCCGACACUGAUGUCUGGCAGAUCAUGCAUUCUGAGCUCCCAGUCUCCUUCUCCGGUGUCUGCCAACUGUUCCGGGACCUGAAGAAAGGCGAUGCCGCCAAGCUGAAACAAGGCCAACUCAGCCUUGGUGAGUUGACCCAUGCCUUGUUCCCGCAACAGAGCGAGGAGACCCAACAUGUGGAGCCCGUUAUGGAGGAUGCUGAGACCAUGAACGUGCUGUACGUCGUGCGGUCAACAGUUAGCUGUCCAGGAUGUGGAGCGAGAGUACUAACUUUUUAGAAGUUGAUUCAUUGUGGAGGAUUUAUUUUUGGGUUCUUUGAUGUGAGAGCGAGAUGAGUACUUUUUAGAAGUUGAUAGAUUGUGGAGGAUUUAUUUUUGGGAUUUUUGUGGGUUAGAAGAGGUCGAGGAGCAUGUGUCUCCUCAUCAUGGAUAGAAGAGGUCGAGGAGCAUCUGUCUCCUCAUCAUGGUUCGUCCAAAUUGAAUUCAAAAAAAAUCCAGAUUCUAAAAAAACUUCAACCUCUACUCCCCAUCCAAAAAAUGUUCAGGUCCAGCGCACCAUGGAAGGAUGCUCUUCCGUGACCUGCUCCGUGUGCCGAACGCCCUUCCGCUGCAACCUUAUCGGCGAUGACCGAGACACUGAGUUCCGACUGACGUUGACGCAGAAGCACAAGCUGAGACAAUUCCUGAAGUUCGCCAUUGAGGUCGCUGAAGAUCAAGAUUAUGGUGGAAAGAAUUUGUAGAUUCUAAAGGGAUGGCCAUUACAAAGUUGUAAUUCCAAUUCCAGCUGUAUUUCCUCCUAGUAAAAAGGUUUCAAACACCCUAGGACUAAGUAUUUACUCCUAGUAAGAUUUCAUUUUCAAACACCUCCCUAGGACUAUUUACUCCUAGUAAAAAGGUUUCAAACUACACCCUAGGAACCUCUUCCCAAUGGCGACUUCUAAUCUUGACGCUUCCGCAAGAUGCUUAUGAUGGACGUCGACUCCGUCUCCACCGCUCUCCUCGACGCCUUCCUCCUCAUGUCGGACGACAAGGGCUACAUUUCCUUCCUCGACUUCCAGAAGGUGGUGAUGAACCACCGAAACGCGCGUACUAAGGAUAUCGAGCUGCUUUGGCAACGGUUUGCUGGGUCCAGUCGUAGACUCGGAUUUGUGGACUUCGCUGCUCAGCUGAGACCGUUCGGCACUAGCUAAUCUCCAGAAGCUGCAUAAGAGGAUGAGGAAAGAAAUCUCUUUGGUCAGGGUCUGAUGACGAGAUUUACCUAGGACGGAAGUCGAAAAAAUUGUGAAGUACAAGUGGUCUUUUUAGGCGAGGCCUUCUUAAUAGUUGUAUCUUAAAGAGUAGAUAAUGGAGAUUGAGAUAAAUGAGAUGAAGAUAAUUAGCGAUAGCGGUCAACAUCCUUCAUAGAUAAUGAGUCGAUUCCUCAGAGAUACUGCUGUAAGACAUUUUAUUUCCUUAAAGAGGAAUCAGAUUAUAUAGGGAAAGAGCGUAUGUUCCACACGUAAGAAUUUUCACUAGGGAGGGAAACAUCUUCAUCAAGGGAAAAUAUAUUCAUAGACUUAGAUAGUUAUCAAAUUGAAUCGUUACAGUCUUGAUAUAGUCAUUCGUAUCUUCAACUUCAUCUGUGUGUUAAUAUAGAUGUCAGUUCAUUGGGUUUGGGACGAGACUACUUAUUCUAGUUUUUAUUGGAAUCAUCGUCUCUAGAAGGAAGCUACGGAUUUUGUCUAAGUCCUGAGAGUAGAUCUUCGCUCUACGUGGGACCAUGACAGGACAGAUUGCACAGGGAAGAAUAUCAAGGGAAAAGAUAACAUUGGGGUGUUUCAUCAAUUUGAUAAUUUCAGACGAGAUCUUGCUUUUCUAUGAAGAUCAGUCGUCUUAGGGAAGUUUUUGGAUCGACUUAAAAACUAUCUUUACUAAGUACAACUACGUGAGAGCAUCAGAUUCAGACUGAAGAUGAAGAAGCAAUUACUAGUUAUCACUUACUUAUUGUUAUUUUGGAAAGUAGGAUUCGAAUUUUAUCAGGAUCGAUCAGAACACGCAAUUAUAUUGGAAUCACAUCACAACGCAUUACUUUCAUACUACUUAUCAUAAUAAUAACAACUACAUGAACAUUCAUAGGAUUAAACCAUUUCAACAUCGUCACAGAAUCAUGUCAUAAACAUUGCAUAGACAACAUUCAAUGAUCAUCAUGGUUGAUGAGCAGAUUGAAGGACACCGCAUAUUGAAGGAACAUACUAUUCGCACAUUGACGCUUAAAAAUACGCUGAAGGAUCGCAUCCACCGAACGAAAAGCGCAAGAAUGAGGAAAUGAAGGACUCUUGG
Molecule: messenger RNA, 6027 nt
Organism: Amoebophrya sp. A25
Lineage: Eukaryota; Dinophyceae; Syndiniales; Amoebophryaceae
Source: the annotation of a GenBank genome assembly